Colletotrichum higginsianum IMI 349063 is the source of this 1596-nucleotide messenger RNA. Its product is annotated as Nacht domain protein. The record is from RefSeq and is a predicted model, not a curated record. The transcript has 4 exons. NCBI's taxonomy places the organism in Eukaryota, Fungi, Ascomycota, Sordariomycetes, Glomerellales, Glomerellaceae. Bases 1 to 1596 code for a protein of 531 amino acids.
AUGUCUGUUAUCUUUAUGUUCUUGAACGAGACGGCACGACGAGAAGCGUUUGCUGAUCGCGCGAGCUUUUGCAGAUGGUCCGAUCCCGCAAGACACGCAUACGAGAGCGCCGUCGAGACCUUGCGGAACGAGCUGACGCCCGACGAAUACCAGACCAUCUGGCUGCGCAGCCAAACCUCCAUGCAAGACGCCCAAGAUGCCGUGACGAACGCCUUGAAGGAGUACCAGGCCAAGACAAAGGGCUCCAGAGUACGGACAUGGCUCGCCAGCUGCUCUUCCCGUGUCAUGUACUAUGGAGAGUACGUCUCGCUGGCGUGGGGCACACUCAAGUUUCUCUUCAUCGCUGUGAUAAACCACGAAGAACUCCUCGUCGAAAUAUCCAAGACGGUCUCGAGAAUCGCCGAUGUGCUGCCUCGGACCGAGCUGCACUCCGUACUCUACCCUACCCAGCGUAUGCAAGAUGCCGUCUCCCAGCUGUACGCCAAGAUCAUAGAGUUCAUCAUGAUGGCCGUCAAGUGGUACAAAAAGGGCAAGCUGGCGCACUCCUUGACAGCAAUCACCAAGCCAUUCAACCUUGGCUUCAAACCCAUCAUCGAGGACAUCACCGAGCGGUCGCGACGUAUAGAUGAACUGGCCAGCGCGGCCUCCAAAGCAGAGCUCCGAGACCUCCAUAUCAGCAUACACGGCCUCAACAAAACCAUUGUGCAGUUGACCGAGAUGUCUCUUCUCGGGCUCAAGGAAGAGCACAGACAGAUGUUCACAAAUGGUCAACUCGAAGGAAUCCGAACGUCUGUACUGCUUAAGGAUACACCGGCAGCGGAAGACAGCCUGGCCUGGUGCAGGUCCAUGAGAAACCGCCGUAGACAGAAAGCCCCAACGCAGCUCCCGGUAUCGGAGCUUUCGAAACUGAAGCACUGGGUGUCGGAUCCCUCGUCAUCUCUGCUCCUUGCAGAGGGCCAAGGCGUGAGGACGAGUUCGCUCGACUUUGCGGCAGACUUCCUCGACACCGUCACUGAGCAGGGCUACCCCGUCCUCUGGGCUCUGCCGUCGACUGUCGGCGGCGCCGGCGAGGAGAACACCGGCGGCGCUUCUGUCCAGGGAAUUCUCAGGUCGUUGAUAUCCCAGGCACUGAGCCUGAACCCGGCCGUGUUGAGCGAGGGGGCGAACCCGUUGACCGCAAAGCAUUUCAAAACCGCCGCGAGCAUACAGCAGUGGUUCAAGCUGUUGGAGCGCUGCGUUUCGAGCUUCGCGCGGCUUUUCAUCGUCAUAGACAUCAGAGCCAUCCAGGCCGCUGUAGAGCACGAGGAGUCGGAGACGCAGCAUUUCACGACCAGUGACUUUGUGGAGCGUGUCUCGCAGCUGGUCGCGCAGAGAAGCCACGGGGGUCUCAAGAUUGUCAUCGUGUCGUGGAGAUUCAACAUGGCUACCUCCAUGGACCCCGACGAAGUGUUUAGGGGCAUGCAGAUUUCCACCGACAGAGGCCGGAAAGUGGAAAGGCUGAUGAAGCAACCGAAGUUCCGGGCCCUGUUCAGGAGGAGACACCACAUGUUCAGCGAGAGAUUCAAGUCUUCUGUCAAUGUAGCACCAGUAGAGUAA